UUUUGGUGCAUCCUCAGGCCCGGGGCGGGAGGUUGCUCUAGUCGGGUGUCGCCAGAGAACCGGAUGAGGCGGCGACUGUGAGACCGACCCGGGAGUGGGCGUCGCGCCGAGGCCCAGGCGGGCGGGGAGCAACGGCCGUAGUUGCCGCGGGGCCGGGUCGUUGGGGGUCGGGGUCUGGGGCGGCGAGGAGCGCCGGGCGCUCGGGCCGGGAGCCGCUGGCGCCAUGGGCAACCGCGGGAUGGAAGAGCUGAUCCCGCUGGUGAACAAGCUUCAGGACGCCUUCAGCUCCAUCGGCCAGAGCUGCCAUCUGGACCUACCGCAGAUCGCGGUGGUGGGCGGCCAGAGCGCCGGCAAGAGCUCGGUGCUAGAGAACUUUGUGGGACGGGACUUCCUUCCCCGUGGUUCAGGAAUUGUCACCCGGCGGCCUCUUGUUCUGCAGCUCAUCUUCUCAAAAACAGAAUAUGCCGAAUUUUUGCACUGCAAGUCCAAAAAGUUUACAGACUUUGAUGAAGUCCGGCAGGAGAUUGAGGCGGAGACUGACAGAGUCACGGGGACCAACAAAGGCAUCUCCCCCGUACCCAUCAACCUACGGGUCUACUCACCACAUGUGUUGAACUUGACCCUCAUUGACCUCCCAGGCAUCACCAAGGUGCCUGUGGGGGACCAGCCCCCAGACAUCGAGUACCAGAUCAAGGACAUGAUCCUGCAGUUCAUCAGCCGAGAGAACACCCUGAUCCUGGCUGUCACGCCUGCCAACAUGGACUUGGCCAAUUCAGAUGCUCUCAAACUAGCCAAGGAGGUUGAUCCACAAGGUCUGCGGACCAUCGGUGUUAUUACCAAGCUUGACCUGAUGGAUGAAGGCACCGAUGCCAGGGACAUCCUGGAGAACAAGUUGCUCCCCUUGAGAAGAGGCUACAUUGGUGUGGUGAACCGCAGCCAGAAGGACAUUGAGGGCAAGAAGGACAUCCGUGCAGCACUGGGGGCUGAGAGAAAAUUCUUCCUCUCCCACCCGGCCUACCGGCACAUAGCCGACCGAAUGGGUACCCCACAUUUGCAGAAGUCCCUCAACCAGCAACUGACCAACCACAUCCGGGAGUCACUGCCAGCCCUGCGCAGCAAGCUGCAGAGCCAGCUGCUGUCCCUGGAGAAGGAGGUUGAGGAGUACAAGAACUUCCGGCCUGAUGACCCCACCCGCAAAACUAAAGCCCUGUUGCAGAUGGUCCAGCAGUUUGGGGUGGACUUUGAGAAGAGGAUUGAGGGGUCAGGAGACCAAGUGGACACACUGGAGCUUUCUGGGGGCGCCCGCAUCAAUCGCAUCUUCCAUGAGCGCUUUCCCUUUGAGCUGGUGAAGAUGGAAUUCGAUGAGAAGGACUUGAGGCGGGAGAUUAGCUAUGCAAUUAAAAAUAUCCACGGAGUCAGGACGGGGCUCUUCACCCCCGACAUGGCCUUUGAAGCCAUUGUGAAAAAACAGAUUGUAAAACUCAAAGAGCCAAGUUUGAAGUGUGUUGACCUCGUGGUCUCAGAACUGGCCACGGUCAUUAAAAAGUGUGCCGAGAAGCUCAGCUCCUACCCCCGGUUGCGAGAGGAGACAGAGCGAAUUGUCACUACUUACAUCCGUGAACGGGAGGGGAGAACCAAGGACCAGAUUCUUCUGCUGAUUGACAUUGAGCAGUCCUACAUCAACACGAACCACGAAGACUUCAUUGGAUUUGCCAAUGCCCAGCAGAGGAGCACACAGCUGAAUAAGAAGAGGGCCAUCCCCAAUCAGGGGGAGAUCCUGGUCAUCCGCAGGGGAUGGUUGACCAUCAACAACAUUAGCCUGAUGAAGGGUGGCUCCAAGGAGUACUGGUUUGUGCUGACAGCCGAAUCACUGUCCUGGUAUAAGGAUGAGGAGGAAAAGGAGAAAAAGUACAUGCUGCCUCUGGACAACCUCAAGAUCCGUGACGUGGAGAAGGGCUUCAUGUCCAAUAAGCAUGUCUUUGCCAUCUUCAACACGGAGCAGAGGAAUGUCUACAAGGACCUGCGGCAGAUCGAGCUGGCCUGCGACUCCCAGGAGGAUGUGGACAGCUGGAAGGCCUCAUUCCUCCGAGCUGGGGUCUACCCCGAGAAGGACCAGGCAGAAAAUGAGGACGGGGCCCAGGAGAAUACCUUCUCCAUGGACCCACAGCUAGAGCGGCAGGUGGAGACCAUCCGCAACCUGGUGGACUCAUAUGUGGCCAUCAUCAACAAGUCCAUCCGUGACCUCAUGCCAAAGACCAUCAUGCACCUCAUGAUCAACAAUACAAAAGCCUUUAUUCACCAUGAGCUGCUAGCCUACCUGUAUUCCUCGGCGGACCAGAGCAGCCUCAUGGAGGAAUCCGCCGACCAGGCCCAACGGCGGGAUGAGAUGCUGCGCAUGUACCAUGCACUCAAGGAGGCACUCAACAUCAUCGGAGACAUCAGCACCAGCACCGUGUCUACACCUGUGCCCCCGCCCGUUGAUGACACCUGGCUGCAGAGUGCCAGCAGCCACAGCCCUACUCCACAGCGCCGGCCUGUGUCCAGCAUACACCCCCCAGGACGGCCCCCAGCUGUCCGGGGCCCCACACCAGGGCCCCCUCUGAUUCCUGUGCCCAUCGGGGCAACAGCCUCCUUCUCGGCACCCCCCAUCCCAUCCCGGCCUGGGCCCCAGAGUGUGUUUGCCAACAACGAUCCCUUCUUGGCCCCACCUCAGAUCCCAUCUCGGCCAGUGCGGAUCCCCCCCGGCAUCCCCCCCGGAGUGCCCAGCAGAAGACCCCCUGCUGCGCCCAGCCGGCCCACCAUUAUCCGCCCAGCCGAGCCAUCCCUGCUCGACUAGGCCACACAGGGGGUGCAUCCUGGGGGCCUUGCGCACCCAUGGCGCAGGAGCUUCAGUGGCCUGGGCCCCUCUACUGCCUCUAGACCAGGACCAGGCUCCCUGUGGGCAGCCCCUGCUUCUCCCUUAAACCUGGUUCUGUCCCCAGCUGGAUACCACUUUAAGAAAAGGGGCCCUGGUGACUCUGUUGGGGGGCAUGGAGUGUUGCACUUUGGGGGAUGGGGUCUCAGGGUUGCAGAGGGGGUACCUGUACCCUGGUACCUCCUUGAGUUGAGGAGUCUGGGCUUGGGUGGAGUAAACUCUGCCACAGCCUCCUCUGGCCAGGAAAACCCAUGCAGAUCAGGCCUUCUGGAAGCCAGGGCACCAAGGGUGACUUUAUCCCCGAGUGCUUGGUGGGGCACAGGACUAUGUCCACAUCUCACCAGUAGGAGCUCCUCAGGAAUGUGCUGGUCCCAGUGGGUGCAGUACUCCCCACCUACCCACACACUCACCAGGCCCAAGUUGUACAUAGUUCUUCCUUGGCCAUAUUAACCACAGAGUCUGAGCCCAGCCAGCCUUGGGCUACCAGAGGUGCCUUCACCACGCCUGGAACAGCCAGACCGGGCCAGCCUCAUUGUGUCUGCUCUCAGCUUUCUCUUCUUCCUGAGUGGCUUGGGUUAGGGGCUGUAUUGGGGGGGGGGCCUUUGGGGGCCUCCAGCCCCCCCCCCACUGGGUGGGCCCCAGGUACCACUCUCUGAGCAGACUUCGCUCGUUCCUUGCUCAAUUUGACCACUAUAAGUGCCUGCACUCUGUAUCCUAUUAAUAAACUAAAAUAAAGAGAAGAAACUUCUGGUGGUUA
Molecule: messenger RNA, 3671 nt
Organism: Otolemur garnettii (small-eared galago)
Lineage: Eukaryota; Metazoa; Chordata; Mammalia; Primates; Galagidae
Gene: DNM2
Product: dynamin 2
Exons: 21
Coding region: 224-2836 (870 amino acids)
Cellular component (GO): membrane; cytoplasm; microtubule
Molecular function (GO): GTP binding; microtubule binding; GTPase activity
Source: RefSeq, a predicted model, not a curated record